This is a messenger RNA of Pediculus humanus corporis (human body louse), 3723 nucleotides long. Its product is annotated as testis development protein nyd-sp29, putative. Gene Ontology annotation, cellular component: inner dynein arm. The coding region runs from base 1 to 3723 and encodes 1240 amino acids. The transcript has 2 exons. The record is from RefSeq and is a predicted model, not a curated record. Gene Ontology annotation, biological process: cilium movement involved in cell motility; inner dynein arm assembly. NCBI's taxonomy places the organism in Eukaryota, Metazoa, Arthropoda, Insecta, Psocodea, Pediculidae. Gene Ontology annotation, molecular function: dynein light chain binding; dynein heavy chain binding.
AUGGAGCAAGUCGACACGGUUGUUUCGAGAUUUGACCUUGAAGAAGAGAUUGAAGAAUUUGAAAUCGAAGUGGAGGAUGAAAAAAAGAAAAAAAAGAAAACCGGAAAAAAAGAUAAAAAAAAGAAAGAAGAAUUGAUUGACAGACCUUUAGUGGGUGCUAUUAAACCAUUACAACCUGAACCUUCUCUCAAAAUAAAUGGUUUGAAAAAUGUUAAACUUAGUAGCUUAACUCAAAAAAUUAUGGGUUGUAUUGUCGGAGAACAAGUUACAGCUGAAUCCCCGUGGAUUACAAUUAACAAAGUGGUAGUAGAUGAAAAUUUAUAUCUUCAUCACGAAAGUUCUGAUUUUUUACCUGUCAAAGAUGAUUUAGCCGAGUACAAUGACAAUACCAUUUUAGUCGGUUACGAUUCGAAAUACAUGCCUUAUGAAGAUGAAGAUUUACAUCGUUUUUAUAUUGCUGUUACUACAGAAGCAAAACAAUAUAUUUUAGCAAUGUUAGAAAAGGAAAGGCUCGAAGUCGAAGAAAAAAUUAGAAAUUCCAUACAUAAAAAAAUUUUACCUUGGAUUUCACACGGUAGUGAAUUAGAAGUUGAUAGUGCUCGAACUUUAAAUUCAAGACCGCUUAUAAGCCUUGAAUUAGAGACGGAUAUAGAUGAGUUGCUUAAACCUGUAAGCUUUAAAGAUAGAAAUGUAGAAGAUGUUAGGGAUGGGUAUGUACGAAUUGGACCUGGAAGACACGAAUUUCAAGGCAUCAAAAAAAUGUUAGUUGAUGUCUCUACGCAAGCAGUACCUGCAGUCAAUCAUAAUACUGCUCAGACAGAUCCUGGCCUUCCCACAAAUGCUUGGACACAAUAUUUAUACGACAUGAAAACGGCGAAAGAAAUUUUAGCUACUUGUCAAUCAAAAGAACUAAGCCCCGAUCAUAAUUUUGCCGAACUAGACUAUAUGGAAAAAGCAUUACAUUAUAACCAAAAUUUUGAUCUGUACGUUAACGAUUACCCAUUGUUGGUGUUAAAACCCACUGAUAAAGAUAUUCCUCAUAAAAAUGAUUUCGAGGAAUACGAAGCUUACACCGAUGUGAAUCAUUGUAAAAGUCGUUUAAUAUCAUCCAUAGCAUGGCAUCCCAUGUGGAGUGGAAUUGUAGCUUUAUCGUACACUUUUGCUGUACGUUGCGCUACAGCAUCGGACAUUGAACUCCCUGGCGAUGAAGUGUACAGAGAAGUUUUUUCUAAAAAUCACGUUUUGUUGUGGAGUUUCGUAGACGCCUUAAAUCCUCGGCUUGUUUUAGAAAGCCCUAGAGAAGUACAUUGCCUUGCUUGGUCACCCGUAAAUCCUAACUUAUUGGUUGGUGGAUGUUCAAGCGGCCAAAUUAUAAUAUGGGAUCUUAAAGGAAAGUUAGAAGCAGUCGAAAAGGAAGAAUACUUAAAUCCCGAGCAACAAAAAUAUCGUUUGGUAAUACAAAAUCUUGUUAAAUGGCUACAACCUCAGCCUCCGGUACAAUAUGUUCGUCCAGCAGCUUUAUCUAAGAUAAAGUUUUCCCACAUUGGUAAAGUUACACAUCUUCAAUGGCUUUCUCCUUACUUUGAGUGGACAAAAAAUGGACAUUAUCAUAAAGUUCCGGAAGACGGAAAGUUUUCGAUGCAAUUGAUCAGUUGCGGAGAAGAUGGAGUUCUUAGGGUAUGGGAUUUAAACGUAAUACCAAAUGAAACGGAUGAUGGAAGGCCUAAAAGACGGAAAGUUCGAAAACGUCCUUCGGCACUUACAGCUCAAAUAAGCAUUUAUAAAGUUUUCGAUCGAAAGUUUCAGCCUAUUUACAUGCUUUACCCUAAACUUCCUACCGGAAAAGUAUCGACAAAAUUAACCGCGUUGUCCGUUCAUACCCAUAAAAUUUCUUAUCAAUUGAGUUCUUCGCAUAUUCUUUUACCUGUAGACAAAUGGGAAGAUAACAAAAAAAUCGAUCCAAGGAAGGUAUCAGCAGAAGAAAAUUCAGUAUCUUCCGAGUCACUGAGCAUACAUGAUUUAGAAGGCGUAACAAAAAGUGAACAAAAUGAAAUGAAAAAUAGUGAUUUAAAUAAAAUUGCACGUGUGGAAAGUGAAGUGUCUACUCAAGAAUUUGGGUUAAAAAAAGGAAUGUUUAGCGACCCAAGCUUUAAAGAUGGAUCUACUCGAAGCGAUGUGACUCAUCGAAGAAUUUUUAACCCCGUAUUACAAAUUCCGAAAGAGGAACCAAGGAAAGUUGUAGAAUUGGUAAAUGAUGAAGGUGACUUUUUAACUUUAAGAUGGGAAGGAUUUGAUUUUCACAAGGGGGAAGAAAUCACUACGGAAGAAGGUGCCACUUUAAGUUUUUGUGAAUCCGUGCACGACGGACCUGUGACAACGUGCACACGCUCUCCCUUUAUUGAUAACUUGGUUCUCACGGUGGGAGGAAAAGUCAUAGCAUUAUGGGUAGAAGAAUUGAAAAAUCAUCCGUUAUUUUUGAAAUUUACCGAGGUCGCCGUUACCUGCGGAUCAUGGUCUCCAUACCGCCCUUGCGUGUUUCAUAUAGGUCGUGCUGACGGUUCAAUAGAAGUAUGGGAUCUUGCCAGAAGUAGUGACAGUCCGGUUUUCGUACAAAGUAUUUCCGGUAAAGUUCUUACAUCGAUAGCUGAUCACACUCUACCCUUACUCGAUAGUAAAUCGCUUUUGGGCGUCGGCGAUUAUAAUAAGUCUUUUAGACUUUUAUAUUUUCCAAAGGAAUUACAAGUUCCUCUUGUAAAUGAAUUACGCACGCUCGAAGAUUUAAUUUUCAGAGAAGUGUAUAUAAGAAAAACGUAUUACGUUUGGAACGAAAGUUUCUUGAAGACAAACGCGGAAGAAUUAGAAAAAAUGAAAAUAAAAGAACAAGAAGCGGAAAGGAUUCGUAAGGAAGCAGAAUUAGAAGCGGAGCAAGAGGCUUUGCAUCGUGCCAAAUUGGAAGAAGAAGAAGCUAAGAAAUUAGCUAAGGGCCGUCAUGGAAAUUCACUUUCCGAUAGAUUUUUAGAACGUAUAAAAAACGAAAGGGAAAAACAAAUGCAACGAGUACUCAUGGAAAAAAAACAUUUAAAUAAAAGCGAUUUGAUCGCAAAGCAACAACCCAUUAUAAUGAUGAAAAAAAUGGAAAAGGGUAAAAGGAGAAAACAGAGGGAAAAAAUAAAACAACAGCAAAAAAUAUUUGAUAAAACCGUAGUCAUGUUAUUUCCGGAAGUUAUAGAAAAAAAAGACGAGGGUUUAUCUCGUAUUGAUGAAUUUGAAACGGAAUUAAUGUCGCAUCAAAGCGAACUCAUGGAUCAAUACGAUUCGCUUUUACCAAUUCAAACGAAAAUUGUAAGAGAUAAUCAAUUUAAUAAAAGGUUAAAAUGGGAAAAGGUUUUCGAAGAAGGAAUGACGAGAAGGAACGUUUUAGAUUUUCCAUUAUACCUAAGACAUAAACGAAUGGAUAGAUUUAACGCUUCCAAUUCUGAAAGUAUUUUUAAAAGAGAAGAAUAUAGAAAGAAAGUCGCAUUCAAAGAUGAUAGAGAUGAAAAUUAUAAUGAAUACGAAGAGGUAGAAAGAAAAGAUGAAGAAGAAAGGGAAGAAGAGGAAGUAGAAGAAGUAGAGGAAGAAGAUGAAGAAGAAGAUGAAGAAGAAGAAAAUAAUAAUGAGGAAGUACCAGAAAACAUAAGUCAAACGGAUACAAAUCAAUCAGAUUCAUCCCAAUUACUUUAA